AGUUACCUUCCAGUAAAGCGUAGCUAAACAAUAAAAUUAUGUUGUCCGUCGCGAUUCUUCUGUUUUGUGUAAUUUGGAACAUUAGCGCUCUGCCACAAACAAUUACGAGUGAUUACUUCGAAUUAUCUGUGGUUCAUUUUAACGAUUUCCAUGCCAGAUUUGACCAAACUAGUCCAGAUGGUGAAACCUGCAAAAAUGAAAAAGAAUGUAUUGGAGGUUUUUCUAGACUUUAUAGUCAAAUAAACAGUUUAUUGGAUGAAAAACCAAAGUCAGUUUUACUGAACGCCGGAGACAAUUAUCAAGGAACUCUGUAUUAUACAGUUGGAAAAUGGAAUAUUACUCAGGAGUUUAUGAACAAAUUACCUAUAGAUGCUGAGGUGCUUGGCAACCACGAAUUUGACGAUGGAAUAGCCGGUAUAGUUCCGUAUAUAAAAUCUCUCCAGCAUCCAAUUGUCGUAUCAAAUAUAGAUGAUAGCUUGGAGCCCAGUAUGCAAGGAACAUACCAAAAGAGUACGAUUAUCGAAAGGGAUGGCAAAAAGAUCGGUAUUAUCGGUGUAACAACUUCAGAUUGUCCCAAAUUAUCCAGCACUGGAGACUUAAAGUUUUUCGACGAAUCUACCAGCGUUAACGCUGAAGCUCAGCGAUUGAUUAAGGAAGAAGACGUUUUUACAAUUAUAGUCUUAUCGCAUUCUGGAUAUGACGUAGAUCUAAGGAUCGCCCAAAAUGCUCAUGAGAAAAUUAGCCUUAUUGUUGGUGGGCACUCGCAUACAUUCUUAUGGACGGGAGAUAAUCCUCCUGGACCAGACCCAGUUGGUGGACCGUAUCCAACUAUAGUCAAAAGUAACCAAGGACACAAUGUGUUAGUGACACAAGCGUCAGCUUACUGCAAAUAUGUAGGUAACAUAACGGUAUAUCUAGACAAUAAUGGAGAAAUUGCAGACUACACUGGAGCCCCCAUAUUCUUAGCUCAUGAAUUACCCCAAGACGCUCAAAUCAACAAGGACUUACAGCCUUGGAAAGAACAAGUAGACGAGCAAGGAGAUAAAGUCUUAGGAGCAACUCUGGUUGAUCUAUCUUUCGAAGGAUGUUAUACCCACGAAUGUACUUUGGGAAACUUUAUUGCCGAUGCAAGUGUCUAUGCAUAUACCAAAUCUCCCCCAGAAGGAUCAUGGACAGAAGCUUCUAUUGGCCUUGUCAAUGCUGGAGCGCUUAGGACCAGUAUUAAAAGAGGAAAUAUAACUUACGCCGACAUAAAAACAUCUCAACCAUUCGGUAAUACCAUCGACUUUGGUCAACUUUAUGGAAAAGAUUUAAAAGAAACAUUUGAACACUGUACACUAGAGUACCAUUCGGGACGAACAUCAGCCAGCACAACUCUGCUUCAAGUAUCAGGUAUAAUAGUAGAAUUCGACUUCUCAAAACCGGAAGGUGAAAGGGUCAUCUCUCUUAAAGCGAGAUGUCACAACUGUACUGUACCAGUAUAUGAAGACGUCGAAGAGGACAAACUAUACAACUUGGCUAUUAACUCAUAUAUGGCUCAAGGUGGUGAUGGCUUCGACAUCAUAGGAAAAAAUUUGAUUAAUAGAAAACGCGGACAAGUGGAUGUGGACGUUUAUGUAGACUACAUCAGUCACAGAUCGCCAAUUUUCCAAGAAGAAGGAGGAAGAGUUAUUUUACAUAAUGUCGAAAAUUCGUUUGUUAUUCGCAAAUAAUUUCGUUGUUUCAAAAAUUGUUCUUUAAAACCAAUUAAUAUAUAAUUAAAUAAAAAGCUGCCAAAAAUAGUCUAAGAAUGAUUAGCAAGUUAGUAGAUUACAUAAAAUAAUUUUUUUAAUAGA
Diabrotica balteata is the source of this 1835-nucleotide messenger RNA. The record is from the annotation of a GenBank genome assembly. NCBI's taxonomy places the organism in Eukaryota, Metazoa, Arthropoda, Insecta, Coleoptera, Chrysomelidae.